AAGGGUGCGAGACUCAUUGUUUGGAUUUUUCUUUGCCUAAUUUGUCUGCAAGCUUAACCUGAUAGGAGGAAACUAAAUCUGCUGAAUGGAGAAAGGCUCUUUACGCUCUGCAUGCAGACUCCUCCCAGUCAUGCCUGAAACAAAACCUCCUGCUGCAGCUGAACCCAGCCACUGACACAAGCUGCUCCCACACUCACCGAUGAUACACAACAUAGUGAGCUUCAAGCAAAAUGCAAGCCUUUAUCCUGUCAGUAAUAUGGUCACUAUCAUUACCUUCUUGCAUGGAAGCUAUCCAUGGAUUGUACAGUUUUGGGCAGCAUGAGUUAUUCUACAAAAAGAAUCAUUGCAAGCCAAUUCCUGCAAACCUGCUCCUUUGCCACGAUAUAGAGUACACGGAGAUGCGUCUGCCCAACCUGCUCGGACACGAAACCAUGAAUGAAGUUCUACAGCAAGCGUCAUCCUGGAUCCCCCUGGUUCAGAAGCAGUGUCAUCCGGACACGAGGAAAUUCCUCUGCUCCCUUUUUGCUCCUGUCUGUCUGGACGAUUUGGACGAGCCCAUACAGCCGUGCAGGUCUCUUUGUGAAAGCGUCAAACAUGGAUGCGCACCUGUUAUGUCCAUGUUCGGCUUUCCGUGGCCGAGCAUGUUGGACUGCAGCCGAUUCCCCCUGGACAAUGACCUGUGCAUCCCUCCUGCAGGAAUCGACAACUUUGCACCAGUCACCAAAGAAGUGCCCAGAGUGUGUGAUGCUUGCAAGGAAAAGGAGGAAAAUGACAAUGAAAUUGUCGACAACCUUUGCAAAAAUGACUUUGCUCUGAAGAUAAAAGUCAAGGAGAUUGCCUACAUAAAUGGUGACACCAAAAUUGUGCCAGACACCAAGAGCAAGACCAUCUACAAGUUGAACGGUGUGACAGAGCGGGACCUGAGGAAGACGGUGCUGUGGCUGAAGGACGGCCUGCAGUGCCUGUGUGAGGAGAUGAAUGACAUCAAUGCCACCUACCUGGUGAUGGGCCAGAAGAUGGACGGCAAUCUGAUCAUCACCUCGCUGAAGCGCUGGCAGAAGGGACAGCGUGAGUUUAAGAGGAUUUCUCGCAGCAUUCGGCGGCUGCAGUGCUAGGAGCACAAAGAGGAUGUGUGACUGUUGGAGAGUUAUGGUUUGUUAUAGGCCUUAGCAGACGUUUCACACCUUAACACUUCUAUUGUCAUUUCAAAAUCCACGUGACUGCUGCAUCUUAAAGCGGAGGUUUGUGUUGUUUUUGUUUUCACCCCUUGUUUGUUUGUGAACAGCUUGGAGCCCACAAUUUUUCAUACAUGUCAUUAUGAAAUUUUUACUGAAGAUUCACAUCCUGAUAAGCAAACACUCAUUCGAUUUUCAAGGUCAUAGGUCAAAGGGUGAAGUCAGGAAAAAUCUUGAAAUAUUGGAAAAAUCCCUGUCUUUAACAUUGAAUGAAUUUUCAAAAAUUCAUAACUCCAUCA
Thalassophryne amazonica is the source of this 1474-nucleotide messenger RNA. RefSeq names its product secreted frizzled-related protein 2 (gene sfrp2). The record is from RefSeq and is a predicted model, not a curated record. Gene Ontology annotation, biological process: canonical Wnt signaling pathway; non-canonical Wnt signaling pathway; negative regulation of canonical Wnt signaling pathway. Gene Ontology annotation, molecular function: Wnt-protein binding. NCBI's taxonomy places the organism in Eukaryota, Metazoa, Chordata, Actinopteri, Batrachoidiformes, Batrachoididae. Bases 231 to 1115 code for a protein of 294 amino acids. The transcript has 3 exons.